Rotaria sp. Silwood1 is the source of this 951-nucleotide messenger RNA. NCBI's taxonomy places the organism in Eukaryota, Metazoa, Rotifera, Eurotatoria, Philodinida, Philodinidae. The record is from the annotation of a GenBank genome assembly.
AUGGCAUCCUCAUCUCAUAUUGAAAUACAAGAUGAAGAAGCUAAUUCAUUAUUUAUGCUUGGUAAACGAGAUGUUUUAUUACAUAAUUAUCAAUCAGCAUGUGAUCAUUUAUCAAAAGCAUGUGAACGAAUUGUAACAUUACGUGAAAGUGAUACAACAAUUGAACUUGCUGAACCAUAUUUUUAUUAUGGUCAAGCAUUACUUUAUCUUGGUCUUAAUGAACAACAAGUAUUUGGUAGUGAUAUUGUUAAAGAUGAAAAUAAUGAUGAAAAUGAAAAUGAAGAUGAUGAUGAUGAUGAUGAAUCAAUUCCAGAUGAUGAACAUGUUAAUGAUCUUGAACGUGCAUUUGAAAUUUUUGAAUGUGCACAUAUGAUUUAUUCAAAAAUAUUAGAAACUGAAUUAAAUAAUAUACAUAUAAUAACACGUUUAGGUGAUAUACAUGUUAUGCUUUCUGAUAUAUGUAAUGAAAAUGGUGAUCAUGAAAAUGCUCUUUUACAUGUACUUAAAGCAAUUGAAUUACAAGAAACACUUAAUGAACAACAACGUUAUCGUUUACUUGCUGAAAGUUAUUAUAAAUUAGGUUUAAUAUAUGAAUUAAUUAAUAAAUAUUCUGAAGCUAUUGAAAAUUUUGAUAAAUCUAUAAAUAUUAUACGUCAAGCUAUUGAAAAACUAAUAGAUAAUGAUAAAGAAAGUGAACGUAAUGAACUUACAUCACUUUUACCAUCUAUUGAACUUAAACGUAAUGAUGUACAAACAUCAAUUGAUGAUAAACAUUUAAUUGAACAAGCAAAAAAUCUUCUUACAAGUACAACAAGUCAUACAACUGAUAAUAGUACAACAAUAGAUACAUCAGUAAAAGAUAUAACAUUAACAAUUCGACAUAAACGACCAGUAGAUGAAUUAGAAAAAAAUGAUGAAGAAAAUAAAAAAUCUAAAACUGAAGAAAAUUAA